This is a messenger RNA of Gigantopelta aegis, 2578 nucleotides long. RefSeq lists its product as uncharacterized. The transcript is spliced from 9 exons. The record is from RefSeq and is a predicted model, not a curated record. Gene Ontology annotation, biological process: regulation of apoptotic process; proteolysis; signal transduction. The coding region runs from base 257 to 2284 and encodes 675 amino acids. Gene Ontology annotation, molecular function: cysteine-type endopeptidase activity; protein binding. Lineage: Eukaryota; Metazoa; Mollusca; Gastropoda; Neomphalida; Peltospiridae.
GGGAAUCCCAGCCAACCAUAAUGUUUUGAAAAAUGGUGAUUACCCUUUUCCGGGAAAACCGUAGAAAACUUUGAUAUUUGUGAUGCUAUUUGAGAGGCAGGUUGAUUCAUGUGCUCCAUUAAAGACGUCAUAAUAGUUUCUGAGAUACACAUCAAGUGAUUUGAGUUGUAUGUGUUUUGCUCUUGGUGAAUUAAACUACGUGUACACGUUUAGUAUAUUUUGCUUGCAUCAAGUGUCGUGAGUUAAAUCAAAAAAGAUGAGCAUGAUGAGUCGAGGGAUGCAAAUGGAUGCUGAGGAUGAAGGUGGUGCGGAUUUCAGAGCAGACUUGCUGUCGAUCGAUGAUGACCUACAUGUGGACGAUAUCAACACACUCAAGUUCCUCAUUCAGGAUUUGGCUCCGAGCAAAAAACUGGAAACCAUAAACACUGGUCACGAAUUGUUCGAUUACCUAGAAAGGAGUGGUCGACUGAGUGAACAGAACAAAUGGGUUUUGGCUGAGAUGUUGAAAAGAAUACUGAGACUUGAUCUUCUUGACAUGUUAAAAGUCGACGAGAAAGACCUCGAUGAGCAUCUGGCAAAUUCUGGUUCUCAUUUUUCUCUCUACAGACUUUUACUUCUGAGACUGGCCGAUGACAUUGGCGUUGAUGACCUUCACAAAUUGCUGUUCUGCUCGACCGAUAUUCCCAGAUCCAAGAGAGAGAAAAUAGCGACAGCGAUGGACCUUUUUACUUUUUUGGAACAAUCAAAGAAGCUGAGUCCUGAUAAUGUCGAUCUGUUGGAGGACAGUCUGCAUCACAUAGGCAGGUGCGACCUUUCACAGGUCGUCACCGAUUACAAAGGAACUAAUUAUUCCAAUAACUUCCCAACUGGAGCUCCCGGGAAUUAUGUUGGUGGCACAAAACCGGCAUACCAAAGUGCUAAGUUUAAUCCUCCUGCAAGCCAAGCCCCUGUGACAGGACUGUCGAACAAACCUGGUCCUCCUGCUAGACCAGCCCCUGUGACAGGACUACAAGUGGAGUUUUCCAAACCACCAGCACUUUCCCACACAGGUCAAGCUGUGCUCGAUCCAGGGUCAAGGUUACAGCCGUAUCACGAGCAGAUGCCAGAACAAGUUAUUCCAGACCCGAUAAUUCAGGAUAUUGCCAUGCACAUGUCGAACCAACAGUUUACUGCCCUUGGCUUUGAGUUGGGCUUUAACUUGGCGAAACUUCAGAGCCUUAGCCGGCGUUUUGCAAGACCGACCGAGAGGAAUUUCAGCAUGAUCAAGGAGUGGUUGCUAGACAACCAGCUGGGUAGAAACCCGACCGUUGUGAGGCUUGCGGAAGCCAUGAGGAGCGUCGAGAUGACAAUUGUGGCAGAUCGUUUGGAAGAGAUGUUUGGCCUGUCUCAGCCAGGUCUUGACAUCAGUAUGCGUCAGAAUCGAUUAAAUACGGAACAGACUUCGCAGGCCUCUGCAAGACAAGAUGCUCAAGUUGUUCAGAUGGCUCAGCAGUUGGACAGAAUCGAUGUCGAUCCCGAACCCGUCCCAUAUUACAAGAUGGAUGCCGUGCCUAGAGGAAUAUGUUUAAUAAUUAACAACAGAGAUUUUUAUCAGGAUCCAAAUGACUCGCAUUCAAAGGCGAUGCCUUCAAGGGAGGGAACUGAUGUUGAUGCAAAAAAACUACAAGACACAUUUCAGAGACUGCAGUUCAUCGUGAAAUGUUACACGGACCUGACUGAUACAGAUAUGGCUCGUCUCGCAUCUCAAGUCGCUCUGGAAGACCAUUCAGAAUUCGACUGUUUCGUAUGUUGUAUUUUAUCUCACGGAGCAGAAGGAAAGCUCUAUGGCAGUAAUGGUCGACUGCUCAGCAUCACAGACCUCACGGGUCCGUUCAAAUCACAGACGUGUCCAUCCCUGGCAGGAAAACCAAAGCUGUUUUUCAUUCAGGCUUGUCAAGGGAGAGAGAAGCAACAUGGUCAAGAAAUACAGACAGACAGUGCAUACGAACUUGUCGACGUAGAUGCACCACCACCGACGGAAGUAAUUCCAAACGAAGCUGAUUUUCUGUUCGGAUACGCCACGGUGAUAGGGUUUGUGUCGUACAGAUCAAAGACGCACGGAUCCUGGUACAUCUCCAAGCUGACAGAGAUGCUGAACAAAUAUGCUAAGAAGGAAGACAUUUUGAGUCUGCUGCUGUUGGUGAAUAACGAAGUGGGUAAGGCCAAUGCAGUGAUGGACGGUGGCCGGUACAAACAGUCGCCAGCACCGCUCUACACGCUGCGGAAAAAGUUGAUUUUCAGAUGAAAGGGGACAUCUGUGGUUUGCUAGAAUAUACACAUUUCACAGCAUUGCUACUAGCAUUAUGAAAUGUGGAAUGGACGUAUUUUGGAACGUAUGAAGAUAGUAUUAUUAUAUUAUCUAGAGAUGCGUGAAAAUUAUAGUUAAGUGGUACUAAACAUCACAAGUUUUUAACAAUGAAAGAAAUAUUUGUUUAAAAACAUCUCGGCACAUAACUAUGGCUAUUUGGUGUCUAACAUAUGGUUAUUUUGACACUUGUUCGAGAGUGAGAGAGGAAAGGAAAGGAAUGUUGGUUUAACG